Molecule: messenger RNA, 4587 nt
Organism: Vicia faba (fava bean)
Lineage: Eukaryota; Viridiplantae; Streptophyta; Magnoliopsida; Fabales; Fabaceae
Source: the annotation of a GenBank genome assembly
AUGUCGCUGGAACCGUUGGAUCGAAAGCGGAAGUACGAGAGCUCGGAGCCUCUAGGGACUGUGGUUAGAUGGAGAGGCUCUUCUUCUCAUCCUCACCACCACCACCACCACCACCGUCCUCAACAGUUCAAUCGGCCUGGCAAUUUUCGGAGAAUGACAGGUCAUCGUAGGCAGGGUAGUUGGCAGCCAUUUCCAGAAGAAUCUGGUCAAGAGCAUAUGCUGUCUCGACCUUGUGACAAAAAACUGGAGGAAGAUAACUUUCGUUCUCGAGGGGAUGGAAGGUAUGGAAGGGUCUAUAAGGAAAGUAGAGGAGCCUUUAGUCAGAGAGAAUGGAAAGGGCGUCCAUGGGAAAGCCCGAGCAACUCUCUUAAUAUGUCCAGGAGGCCAACUAAUGCAUUUAAUGAACGCAAGUCAGUUGAUGAUAUGCCAACAAAUUCCCCUCAUCCCAAUUCUGGCUCAUUAACUGCUUGGGAACAACACCACAUGAAAGACCAGCAUGAUAAGAUGGGUGGCAUUAAUCGAUUUGGUACAGGGCAGAGAUACGAUAGGGAUAGUUCUCUGGGUACGGUUGACUGGAAGCCACUUAAAUGGACUCGGCCUGGAUCUGUACGAGACUCAAGCUUUAGCCAAUCAAGUGGCACAAGAAGCUCAGGAGGGGCUAAUUCGAAGGGAAACUAUGAAGGGAAGUAUGGGUUACAACAAAAAGUUGCAACUACUGUUGAGUCAAAUUCGAGGGAAGCUGCUAUAUGUCGUACAUCUUCUGCACCAUCUGAAGAGACAAAUUCGAAGAAGAAGCCUAGGCUAAAUUGGGGUGAGGGACUUGCAAAGUUUGAGAGGAAGCAUGUUGAGGGACCUGAGGCAACUUCGAACAGAGAUGGACCUGUCUCACCCCCUUUAAAUAUGGAACCCAGUAAUUCCCUCUGUCCCAGCUUAGUCGAUAAAAAGCCAAAAGUUUCAGAACUUUCAGGCCGUGCAUCUCCUGCAGCUCCAACAACUGCUGCCCGCAGCUCUUCACCAGGUGUAGAUGAUAAAUUGUUUGGAAAAGCUGUAAAUAUGGACAAUGAUGUUGGUAAUUUGAGUAGUUCACCUGGCCGGGAGUCUCAAAAUCAUCUGCAGAUCUUUUCUCUUAAUUCAGAGAAGGUGGAUAUUAAUUCACUGACUAGUUUGGGCUCUUCACUAGUUGAGUUACCACAGUCUGAAGAUCUGAGCUCUGUGGAUUAUAAUUCAUUAAGAUCCACUACACUGGAUGAGUUGCUGACAUUGAAAGCCGGCAUUUCAAAGGUAUUAGAGGUGACUGAAACUGAAAUUGAUUCACUUGAAAAUGAACAUAGAUCUCUAAAAUCUGAAUCUGAGGGUAGAUUUCCAUGUUCAGCAGCAGUAGGCUCUCUGCUAUGUUACAAUGGAAAACCUUGCUCUGAUGACAAGGUUUUCUGUUUAGAGUCAUCGCCAAUUGUAUCUUCUGACGACCUUAUUGUGGAGAAGGUGCCUAUUGCGAAGAAGAUGAAUCUUGGUACUAACUUUGUUAAUAUACACGAUAAUUGCCUGGGAGAUGAUAUUAACAGUCAUGGACCUCCAAAGUCUAAAGUUGUAGAGCCUCUGCCCAUAAUUAAUGCAGUUUUUUCAUGUGAUGUAAGGAGAUAUGGUUCUGGCUCAGAAGACUUGGGUGGAGUUCAUUCUACAGCCAUGCAAUGCUUAAUUCCCUGUACUAAUAGGCAAGCUGCCAAUGUCUCUGUUUGCGGUGAUAGUAAUUCAUCUUUGAAAGUUAAAGAUGGUGUGGGUGCUAAGAGAAGUGCAAACUCAUAUUCUAGAACCGAGGACAAUUUAUAUGACAAAAUCAUUUCUUGCAAUAAAAAAUCUGCAAAAGCAGCACAUGAAGUAUUUGCUAAGUUAUUGCCUGAAAAAUGUUGCAAGAAUGGUAACAUUGGAGCUAGCACUGGUUCAUGCUCUCAGAGUGGCACAUUUAUUAUGGAAAAAAUUGCAGAGAAAAGACGAAUGUCAAGAUUGAAGGAGAGAGUUGCGACACUUAAGUAUACAGCCCUGCAUCACUUGUGGAAAGAAGAUAUGCGCUUACUGUCUAUUAGGAAACAACGCCCAAAAUCUCACAAGAAACUUGAAACCAGUUAUAAUAAUCUGAAGAAGCGGUCUUCUAUUUCUUUUCGUUUUCCCUUCCCAGCAGGAAACCAACAAAGGUUGGUUCCAACAUCUGAGUUGAUUAAGUAUACAAGCCAACUUCUUUCAGAAUCCAAACACGAAAUUCAUAGAAGCACUUUAAAGAUGCCGGCAUUAAUUUUGGAUCAAAAAGACGAAAUGAAUUCAAUAUUUUCAUCUAGUAAUGGGCUGGUUGAAGAUCCAUUGGCUAUUGAGAAAGAAAGAGCCAUGAUAAACCCUUGGACUUCAGAAGAGAGAGAUAUUUUCUUGAAGAAAUUUUCUGCCUUUGGAAAAGAUUUUCGGAAAAUAGCUACCUUCCUUGACCACAAGACAACGGCAGACUGUGUUGAAUUCUACUACAAAAAUCACAAGUCUGAUUGUUUUGGAAAAAUUAAGAAAAAAGAUGACGACAAGCUCAGAAAGUUUUAUAAAGCCAAAACUAACUUGAUGCCAACUGACUUGAUGCCAAAUACUUCUCCACUUGAUAUCUUGAGUGCAGCUUCAGUGAUGGCAGAUGACAUUGCAAGAAAUCGAAGAAUGCGUUCAGGGCGUGCUCUUUGGAGAGGAUAUAACAUGAGUAAUAGGCUGAAAAGUUUUGAAGUUCUCCAAGAUGAAAGAGAGACUGUUGCAGCUGAUGUGUUAACUAGUAUAUGUGGUUCUGUUUUAUCUGAGGCAACAAGUUCCUGCAUAACUAGUUCAGUCAAUCCUGUGAAAGGCAAAAGGGUCAGGAAGUGUGUGAAAGCAAAGCCUCUACGGAAACCACCUCCGACGCCAGAAAUUACCCAAACUAUUGAUCAUGAAACUUGUUCGGAUGAGAGCUGUGGUGAAGUUGAUCUUACUGACUGGACAGAUGUGGAGAAGGCGGCCUUUCUUCAUGCUGUAUCAUCCUUUGGAAAGGAUUUUGCAAUGAUCGCGCAGUGUGUCAGAACAAGAUCCCAAUAUCAUUGCAAAGUCUUUUUCAGCAAGACUCAGAAACGUCUCAGAUUGAAUCUCAUGGGUCACAGACCUGAAAAUGUUAGAUCAUUGGGGGAUGAUGAUGUGGAUGGUGGCAGGAGUGACACAGAUAUUGCAUGCAUUGUAGAGACAGGUUCAGCCAAUGGCUCUGAUACGUCAGGCACUAAAACUGGUGUGGACCAGCCUGCAGCUGAUACGAACAUGUAUCAUGAUGAAUCCAAUCCUGUAAAAGCUAGCAACAUGUCAGCUGACUUAGAUGAAUCAGAGGAAACUAAUGGGAAAGUAGAUCAUGAAGAUGUAAAUAUGAUUUCUGAUGCAUGUGCAAUUGGGGGUCUGGCUCAGUGCGGGCUCAAGAUGAACCAAGCGAAGGGGGAAUUGCAGGGAAAUGAAUUGGAGGGUUCAACAAUAUGUCUAGUUGAUAAAGAUGAGGCUGAUACAGAUGUUGGAGUUCAAUUGAACGAUACUAGCACUUUGGUGAAUACUUCACUAUCAUCUACGGAAGUUUCUUGUUCAAGAUUGACUGUUGAUGCUGGAAAUGAGCCCCAACCACGCCUUGAAAAACCUCCAUUCUCAGGAUCAUCAGAGGGUCCUCUUACAAAUGCAAAUCUUGGCUACCAGCUUUGUAAUCCUGGUAAUUCAUUGGACCAUGUUGAGGCUGCCAGAGUCCAUCAGUGCUGUAAUUUGCAAGUGCAUUCUAAGAAGGAAAUGAAUGUGAAUAUGAGCUGCAGCAGUUCAGCAACUGAGUUGCCUCUUUUGUCCCAAAAGAAUGAGCAUUACCAAAGCGUGCAGGGUUUGUCAGAUUCAGAAGAAGCACCCCGAAAUGAUGUGAAAAUAUUCGGGAAGAUACUGACCAUUCCUUCAGCCACCCUGAAGCCUAAUUUAAGUGUAAAGGGAAAUGAUGAAAAUGGUACCUAUAGUCCGAAGUUAAAUACUGCCUCUUCUAGUCUGAAACUAACCAGCCGUGCUAAUGCUGGUGGAAAAGUCCCUGUGUUGGAGGUUGAUCUGAAUGACUGCCAGGUCAUUGAAAAUGUUCCCGUUGCAAGUUAUAUUAUCAAUGGGAACAAAAUUCAGCCUGGUUUGUCUUCCCUCCCUGAUUCUGAAAUUUUGCUUGCAAAAUAUCCUGCUGCAUUUGGUAGUUAUCCUACAACUGCCAGAUUAGAGCAAGAGUCAUUGCAGGCAUUGGCCAACAAUAAUGAUAAACAACACCUAGACGAAGCAUCUUCUUUUCCAACUGCUUCUUUUCCAACUGGAGAAGUCAAUGGAAGAUAUGGUGUGCCUGAUUAUCAGAUAUUCAGAGACAGGGAAGAUCUGAUUGCCCAGCCACUCAUGGAAGGCGACCUGCAAAUAAGAAAUAAUUUUGAAGCAAUCCCAAGUUUGCAGCAGCAGGUUACAGAAAUGGUGGGGACAAAUGCUAUUGGAAAGCCAGAGAUUCUUGUUGGAGAAUCCAAAAGUGUUUCCUCGGAUCCUUUGGCAGCCAUCAAAUGA